AUCCUCUCUUCCCUUUUGGACCUUUUGAAUAUUGAGUGAAGCUCUAGAUUAUCCAGAUUGUUUCAGUAGAAAAAAUAGCGAUCUCGAUUGUGGGAAUAGAAAAGAAGGAGGAUAGAUCUAGGACUCUUGGUUCUUCUAUGCAUAGAAAUUGCAGUCGAGGAGUCUGAGAAGAAAUAGGAGAAGAAAAGUCGGAGUUUGAGAGAGAAAAGAGGAAGACAGAGAGUGAGAAAAUAUAAAUGAAUCGUGUGUUUAUGAGAAAGUGGGGAUAGGAUUUAUUAUUAUUUCGGUGGAAACUAAAAAGAAAGAGGGAAAGGUGAGUGAUAAUAGAAUUUAUGUAUUCAUCAUUGUUAUAUAUUUAAAAAUAUAGUUUUAGGUAUUAUUUAUUUUAUUAGAAAUAUUAUAUUAAAAUUUAAAGAUUAUGUUAUUGUUACCGCAAAUCUCUAAACGGUUUUAUGUUUAUUAUAUUAUAAUACUUAUUUUACUUUUUUUAUAGGUCACCGGUUUUCUUAACGGGGUUUUCCUGUUAAUCUCGGUUAGUCGAUAAACCGUAAACCUCUUUCUAAUCCGGAUAGACUACCGGUCCGGUUCUGACAACACUGCAAUUUUGGGUCAUAUAUAGGUGGAAAGAAGAUAGGCUUGGCAAUGGGUCUGCGGACUUUGGAUAUCCGUCGGGGCUCGCCCGCAAGUAUUGGGCUUAAACCCGCGAGGCCGGUGAGAUUCGCGGUGGCCGGUAUACUCGCGACCCGUCGUGCGCGGUGAUGGGUUGGGCAUGGAUUCUGGGAUCCCCGGCCCGUAUUCGCCCCGAUAGCAAACGACGUCGUUUGCUGCGCAUAUAAAACGCUUCAUUUUUGGGGUUAAGGUUUGUGGACAGUCCAUUUUCAUCAGACGCCGCCCUUGUUCCCCCGAUUUCCUCUCAACCCAUCCGAGGCGAAUCGCCGAUUUCCUCCCCAAAUCCCAUCGAUUCUGCCGAUUUCUCCUUCUUUCUCGACUAUUCUCCCUCGCAAAUCGACGAUCCCAUCAUCAAUAACACUACAUCUUACAAAUCAACCCUCCAAACUCCGAAAAUGUCUUAAUCGACAGAAAUCUUCUCUGAAUCGUGCAUGUAAUGGAUUUCUUUCCCAGAUCGAGAUAAGUAUUUAGUUCUUAAUUACCUAAAUCCAAUUUUGCAUAUAGCCGUAUAAAUAGGUGACUAACUUCGUCAUUUUGUUCAUAUGCAGUUCAUCGAACCCACAAUCCAGAAAUCCUAGCCUUCCAGAUUCCGGAACCCCACUUUGCUGCGUUCUCAGUAAGUUUGUUAGACAUUAGUUAGUUUCAUUAAUUGAUGUUGGUGCAUGCUUAGUUCGACAAAAUCAAUAAAUCCCUAAUCAUCCAAAUUUCAUCUUUUGUUUUUGUAGCUUGCUAUUCGGGAGUCGCAUUUCGCAACUCGUUCUUCAACUGCUUUCUGCUGAGGUAAAUCGCCAAUCCUUGUUUGAUGGUUCUUGGUUGUUGAUGUUUGUUCUUGGUGUGUAAUAUUAUUACCCUAGUUUAGUAAUUGUAGACUAAUCACCUUUGAAGUAACCAUCGUAUACUACUGAUCAAUUUGAUUAUGUUCCAUUAAAACUAAGAACUGAAUGUGUCUGCUAAAUGUUAAUGGUUAGUGUGAUUUUGUUCUUGGAAAAUGCCACAGAUGUAAGUAGUUUAUGUAAUGGUUAAAGGUAAUGGUCAAUGUGAUUCUAUUGUAGCUAAGUUCAACAUGCCUUAAUGUUAAUGUUCACUUUGUUUCCGCUAAUUCAUAAAACUGUAUAAACUAUAGAUUAUCUAAUGAACCCAAAUCUAAACUCUAGAUCAUCUAAUGAACCCAAAUCACAACUAAUGAUCACUUUGUUGUAAGUUAGUAAGUAGUCUAUGUAAUGGUUUAACCAUUAUCUUGUGUAAUGCUUAUCGAAUCCAGUUUGUGAGAGGAUUCAAUCAUCAUUACAUAAUAGACUUGGUUAAUCCUAAAACUAUAUAAACUAUAAAUUAUCUAAUGCACCCAAAUCCCAACUAACACUUGGUUAUUCUUCUUGAAUCGAAUUGUUUAACCAUGAUCUUCUGAAAUGCUGAUUGAAUCCAGAUUGUGAGAGGAUCCAAUCAACAUUACAGAAUAGACUUUGGUUAAUCAUUCCCCUUUCUAUCUAAUCUCUAAUGGUCUAAUCAUUGAAUUCUGAUUCAUUAGAACAACAUUGGAAUUCUUUUUGAAACGUUUCUGUUAUUUCUGUUUCUUACCCAGAUGGAAUCUGAACAAGUUGAGAAUGCACCAAUUCAGAAUAACAAUGGAACCCAACCUGGUAAUUCUGAAAACCUUCCUGAAGAUGUUCCCCAAAAUCCCUUAGGUGCUAGUAGGGGCUUAAAGUCUAAUGUGUGGCCUCACUUCACCCGACUGUUAAUUAAUGGGGUUUUGAAAGCAAAAUGCAACUAUUGUAAGAAGAUUUUGGCUGGAAAAUUGAGUAAUGGUACUUCACAUCUUAGGACUCAUAGGAACCGUUGUGUUCAUAAAAAAAAAUCAUGAUGAUAGUCAAAAGGUCUUUGGGGCUGACUAUAGUGCCAAGGGAACAGCUGAUAUGAGUACGAAUCAGUUUAGUAGUGAGGUGUCUAGAAAGGAGCUCUGCACCAUGAUCUUGGUGCAUGCGUAUCCCCUUUCUAUUAUUGACCACCUUUAUUUCAAAAGGUUUUGUUGCACCUUGAACCCUCUCUUCAAAUUUCCAACCCGAAAUACCAUAAAGAAGGAUAUAGUUACUAUUUAUGCUUUAGAUAGGUCUAAGAUUCAAAAGGUCAUUGAUGAAAACCGAGGUCGUAUAGCUGUCACAACUGACAUGUGGACUGCCACAAACCAAAAAAGGUCUUACAUGGCUGUCACUGCCCAUUAUAUAGACAACUUUUGGAAGUUGUGAAACCAUCUGCUUAUGUUUGGAUAUUUCCCUGCCCCCACACUAGUGAGAGGUUGGCUGCAAAGCUAGCUCAAUGCCUCCGAUCUUGGAACAUUGAUAGUACAUUGUCAACUAUUAUUCUUGACAAUUGUACUACCAAUGAUUCCAUGAUAAAUCUAAUUAAACAAAGGCUAGUGUUAUCGAAUCUAAUUAGGGAUGACACACUUCUUCAUAUGAGGUGCUCUGCUCACAUCCUUAAUCUGAUUGUGAGGGAUGAACUUGAUGUAUUGAAAGAUGGUACUGAGAAAAUAAGGGAGAGUGUGGUCUUUUGGACAUGCACACCCAGGAGAGUGGAGUUUUUCCAUGCAAUUGCCCAACAACUCAAAUUAUUUGUUUCUAAGAAGUUGGUAUUGGAUUGUCCCACUCGUUGGAACUCCACCUGCGAGAUGCUUUCUGGUGCUAUCCCGUAUAAGGAAGUGUUCUCUAUACUGAAAAUAAGAGAGCCUCAAUAUAAUUCUAUACCUACCAACGAGCAGUGAGACUUUGUUGUUGUUUUGGUUGACAAGCUUGAUGUUUUCAAGGACAUCACUUUAGUUUUUUCUGGUUCAAACUACCCAACAACGAAUCAGUUUUUUGCUAAAGUAUGUGAUUUGAGGUUAAAGUUGGUGGAAUGGUUAGGUGAUCCUAAUCCGAUGAUUGUUUCUAUGGCUGAGAAUAUGUGGAAUAAGUUUGUGAAGUAUUGGGAUGACAUUCAUUUACUGUUGGCUGUUGUAUUGGAUCCGCGGUAUAAAUUGGAACUACUUUAUUACUAUGCUGGAAAAUUCGGUAUCACUAAUACUGAUCUAGUGAGUGAAAGGGUCAGAUAAGUUAUGGUCGAAUUGGUUGUUUAGUAUCAAAGAAAAGCCACAAAAAACACUGCUGCCUCUUCUUCUGUUCAUUCUUCUUCUUAUGCUACAGAUCUGGAUUUUGAUAUGUAUGUUAGCGAAAGAAAGAAAACCAAAAUUUCUGCAGUAACCACCGAGUUAGAUCAUUAUCUAGCUGUGGAUGUUCAUCCUAGAACACCAGAUUUUGAUGUGUUGGGUUGGUGGAAAUUCAACGGUGCCAAGUAUCCCAUUUUGCAAGACAUUGCAAGGGACUUACUUGUUGUACCUGUUACUAGUGUGGCAUCUGAAUCUGCCUUCAGUUCUGGUGGGAGGCUUCUUGAUCCCCAUCGGAGCAGACUUGAUCCUGCAACAGUAGAAGCUAUGAUGAUAUUAAGGAUUUGGAUUUCAGGAUGAUAGCAAAGGUGACUUUUUUUAUUUCAAUUAUGAAUUAUGUUUACUUUGCUAUUGUUUCAUUUCCUUGCUAAUUAAACUGUUUACUUGAAUCUUGCUAUUUCUCCUAGUGUCCGCUGUUGAACUGAAAGCAUUGGAGAGAGUUUUCUCUGCUAUGGCAAUGGAUGAUGCCACGGUGGAAGAGAGCACAUGUAACUGACUUCUCUUGUUGUAAUUUGUUUAUUCAGUUCGCCUUGGAAUUUUACGAAACAGACUGUUAUGUAUUAGAUAGAGCUGGAAUGUAAAAGGAGCUGGAAGGAGAUGAAGACGAGGUUGCUGCAGUCAACCUGCUCGACUAGCUAUUGGUGUGUGUUCUGUUUCUUUUUUUACUGCUAAAGCCUUGCUACUGCUGGAAUUUUACUAAAGCCUUGCAGAACCUAGUAAUCUGAAUUUGUAAAUGUUGCCUUGCUACUGCUGGAAUUUUACUAAAGCCUUACAGAACAUAGUAAUCUGAAGUUGUAAAUGUUGUUGGAUUUCAGAAAAUCUUAAUCUCAUUGAAAGAAGAUGCAAGGAUGAGAAAGAGAGACUUAGGAGUGAAGAUUCAACACUGAUUGCUGCUGUUUAGAAUGGCUUCUAUUUUAGUUUUCUGUGUUACAUUGUUGCAGACUUGCAGUGAUAUUUCCGAAGUUUGUUAGCUGGGAUUUUGCUACACUAUGUUGGUUUCAGUGCUGGGUUUCAGUUCUAGAUUUUGCUACACUAUGUGUGGGUUUCAGUUAUGGAUUUUGCUACACUAUUUUGCAGACUUGCAGUGACUUCGUUUUCAGUAAUUUAAAUCAUUAUUAAUCAUGCUUGAGGAACUUGGUUGACAUGUUGAGUGAUUUUUUGUAGGCAUGUCACGGGUAACCAAUGGCCCGCGGGUUCACCGAAACCCGCUUGAUAAUGGGCUUGGUCCAUUUUUUUGCCCAUGAAGCCUAACGGGCCGGAUGUGGGUUUUACCCGCGGACAUAAAGGCCGGGCGAUGGAUAUGGGGUACCCGCCCCGUAUCCGACCCAUUGCCAUGCCUAAAAGAAGAGCAACAUUGGAGUGGAAGCUGGAAGAACAACAUCGAGGUGGAACGAAGAUCAACACUGUGUGAGCGUUCGUUGCAAAACUAAUGUCGAUUACAGUCCACCACGUUACAUUUGUAACAGAGCAAUAGGCUUCUGUGUCUGCACAGCAAAAGCACUGGAUGCACACUUCCUCGCUUCAUUGCACACGAGGCUCGAAAAUGGGAAUUGAAAAUAUGAAAUCUUUAUGAAUAAAAUUUUUUUGGGGUCAAUUUGCACAGUAUUGUUAUGUUAGAUGAUCUCUUCUUGUCCACCAAUUUGUCAUCAAUUUAUAUUAAUGUCUUUCCUUGACCAAAAAAUGCUCUCAUAUCGAUGGUUGGUUUCUAGUCAAUCGUCAUUCUUUUCUCUUAAAUUGUAUUAGGAAGUAGGUAUUUUAAAAGAUUUCUGGUUUGUCGAAGUAUACAGAAGCUUUUGACUUAAGUAGGCGAUGGAAAACUCUUAUCAUGCUAGUAGAAAGGCGAAUGCAGCAGAGCACAUUAUGGCGCACAUGAUGAGACGAGGUGAGUUGUAGCGGAUGUAUGGUUUGAUAGGCCUUCCCCGAAUAUGAUUGAUCAGCUUGUGACCGAUAACAGAUUCCAAUUUUGAUGAUUAAGCAUUAAUUUUUAGUUGAAAUUUACCAAAAGGUCCUUCUAAUAUUUCUAAGAAGUCAGAACGUUGGGAUUUUGUAAUGAAGUGUGUUUAAAUGA
Molecule: messenger RNA, 5930 nt
Organism: Linum trigynum
Lineage: Eukaryota; Viridiplantae; Streptophyta; Magnoliopsida; Malpighiales; Linaceae
Source: the annotation of a GenBank genome assembly